GGCCAUUCGUCCAGUCCCAAUCCCUUAAAUACCAGCUACAUUGACCUGAUUUUGCAAAAGUCCCCCAACUGCGUAACUACCACCAUCAGCUCACCAGCGAUAUUGUAAUAAACUGUACCAGUCUCACUACUACUCUUACAAUCUUGCAUUCGGCUUCCUCAUCCUCAUUCAACGAUGGAUAGCUUCACUACCUUUGAGCUCAUCGCUCCCGACGCCCCCAUCUUCCCUUCCUCUGAAGACGAUCAAGUCCUUAUCGACGCUGACACCAAAGCUGGCUAUGCUGGCUACUGUGUCAUAACCUAAUGGCUUCUAUUCCGUCGCAUCCCUCCAACACUUGAGAUGGGUUAAAUUAUCGGUCGUCGUCAUCUAAGUAAAGCACUGUUAUCAUGUUAUCGUCAAUAUCCAAUAUCCUCGCACAUCCACCAUUCCCACCACCAACCAAUCCACGAAAGCUGCUCUACUUUAGACAGCCGGGUUCAAGUUAAUUAUUGCGCAGGUUGAAAGGCAUAGGGUUGCGCCUGAUUCGUUUUCUUGUCUACUGUAUUUCCUUUCGUUUUCUCUCCUCGGUUUCUCUUUCAAGGCUAUAAUAUUAUGGAUAACAUUAUGCACUGUAUCGUUAUAUAUUUCCUUUUUUUCGGCGCUGGUUGCAUUACCUGGAGCUCAUUAUGCCUACAAAGCUUCAAACACUGUACUAUACUAUGCACGACACUACUACUAGUUCGUUGCUACCUACGAUCAAUUACUUACCAACAUACCCUAUUGAUUGGAAGUUUACUCAGAUAGUGUUCAUUCUAUCUUACUUACGUUACUUCAUCUUCAUGGUCUUGCAACAUCUAUAGCCUCGUCAACUGGGCUUUCAUAUCUUACGUUAGCACUAGUAGUCGUAGUGUUCCUUUUCAAUCUCUCAUAUAUUUCCCCCUCCA
Serpula lacrymans var. lacrymans S7.9 is the source of this 923-nucleotide messenger RNA. It is a transcript of the gene Slphb3.2, whose product is annotated as mating type pheromone. Gene Ontology annotation, molecular function: mating pheromone activity. The record is from RefSeq and is a predicted model, not a curated record. Bases 175 to 303 code for a protein of 42 amino acids. Gene Ontology annotation, cellular component: membrane. NCBI's taxonomy places the organism in Eukaryota, Fungi, Basidiomycota, Agaricomycetes, Boletales, Serpulaceae. The transcript is spliced from 2 exons.